Knipowitschia caucasica is the source of this 2508-nucleotide messenger RNA. The record is from the annotation of a GenBank genome assembly. NCBI's taxonomy places the organism in Eukaryota, Metazoa, Chordata, Actinopteri, Gobiiformes, Gobiidae.
AUGGCAUCUGAAGGGCCCCCGGGAGGAGAGGGUCUUCCAGCCGAUCUGGGCGCAGCGAUCGCGGCUUUGAACUCAUGGAGCCACCCGGAGCUAGCGGCGCGGCUGGCGGAGAUAGGAGCUCCAAACAUGGGUCCCAGAGAGGAGCUGAUGGACAGACUGAAGGGCUACAUGAUCCAGACUGGGGUACUUGUCACUAAACCUGAUGUUCAGAGGGGUGGUAUGCCCAUUGCGCAGAUGGCAAUACCCCCCGGCAUGGGGAUGAUGCCAGGGUUGAACAUGAUGCCAGGAGGGCCCCGUCCACCAGGCAUGCGCAUGGAGCCUGGGAUGAACCCUGGCAUGUCCCAUGACGACCAGCUGAAGAUGGUUCAGCAGAGAGCCGCCAUGGUGCUGCAGCAGGAGCAGAUGCAGCAGGGAGAUUCCAGAGUCAUGGAUGAGCACAACCUUCUGGAACAACAGAAAAGAGCCGCUGUCCUUCUGGAACAAGAGCGUCAGCAUGAAAUGGCAAAGAUGCAAGGAGGCAUGCCCACUGCCAGCUUAAUACAAGGGCCGCUGCCUCCUGGUCUCAUCCCUAACCAAAAACAGAGGGGUCACAUUCCACCUGGUGACGACAGAGAGCCCUGGCAAAAUGACGACAUGACUGUCGCUGGACCAAAGAUUCCUCAGGCUUUGGAGAAGAUCCUGCAACUGAAGGAGAUCAGACAAGAGCAGAACACGGUCGCAGCAGAUGACGACAAUGAUGAUGGACUCGAUAGAAAGUCCUCCUCUAAAAUGGCCGACGACGAUGACGAUUCCUCAAAGAAAGACAAAAACCGUAAGCGCAGAAACAGAAAGAAGAAAAGUAAAAAGAAGCGAGCCCUGGAGAAGAAGGAGCAGGUGGAGCAGCCGACCGCAGCCAAGGACAAAGAGAACGAGAAGCAGCCGGAGGUGGAGAUCGAGUACGUGACGGAGGAGCCCGAAAUCUACGACCCCAACUUCAUCUUCUUCAAGAGGAUCUUUGAGGCUUUCAAGGUGACGGACGACGUGAAGAAGGAGAAGGAAAAGGAGCCAGAGAAAGAGAAACACGAGCUCCCGUAUCUGAAGAAGAAAGGCGUGGAGCUCCUGCGGAAAGACGACAGCGACGACAGCGACGAGGACAUGGAUAAAAGCGAUGUCCCCAAAAUCUCCAAGAAGAAGCUGAGGAGGAUGAACCGUCUGACCGUGGCGGAACUCAAACAGCUGGUGGCUCGCCCGGACGUGGUGGAGAUGCACGACGUCACGGCUCAAGAACCCAAGCUGUUGGUCCACCUGAAGGCCACGAGGAACACCGUCCCCGUGCCCAGACACUGGUGCUUCAAGAGGAAGUACCUGCAGGGGAAGAGGGGUAUCGAGAAGCCCCCGUUUCAGCUGCCAGAGUUCAUCCGCAGGACCGGCAUCCAGGAGAUGAGGGAGGCGCUGCAGGAGAAGGAGGACGCCAAAACCAUGAAAACCAAAAUGAGGGAGAAGGUCCGUCCGAAGAUGGGGAAGAUCGACAUCGACUACCAGAAGCUCCACGACGCCUUCUUCAAAUGGCAAAUCAAACCCAAACUCACCAUCCACGGAGACUUGUACUAUGAGGGCAAAGAGUUUGAAACCCGUCUGAAGGAGAAGAAGCCCGGGGAUCUGUCGGACGAGCUGCGCAUUGCUCUGGGAAUGCCCGUCGGACCCAACGCCCACAAAGUGCCCCCUCCCUGGUUGAUCGCCAUGCAGAGAUACGGACCACCUCCGUCGUACCCCAACCUCAAAAUCCCGGGACUGAACGCUCCCAUCCCAGACAACUGUACGUUUGGAUACCACGCCGGAGGGUGGGGGAAGCCUCCUGUGGAUGAGAUGGGGAAGCCGCUGUACGGAGACGUGUUCGGGACCAACUCCGGAGACUUCAUGUCCAAAGCAGACGAUGAAGAGCUGGACCACACGCCGUGGGGAGAGUUAGAACCAUCUGAUGAGGAGUCUUCAGAGGAGGAGGAGGAAGAGGAGAGCGACGAAGAGAAGCCAGACGAGACCGGCUUCUUCACUCCCGCCGACAGUGGCCUGAUCACGCCUGGAGGAUUCUCGUCCGUCCCCGCCGGGAUGGAGACGCCGGAGCUGAUCGAACUCAGGAAGAAGAAGAUCGAGGAGGCUAUGGACGGUAAUGAGACUCCGCAGCUGUUCACGGUGCUGCCGGAGAGACGCACAGGCCCAGUGGGAGCCGCCAUGAUGGCCUCCACACACAUCUACGACAUGUCGGCCGCGGCCAUGGCGGGUCGUAAGGCGGCAGGAGGAGAGUACCAGGGAGUGGAGGUGGCUCUGGCCCCAGAGGAGCUGGAGCUGGACCCCAUGGCCAUGACACAGAAGUACGAGGAGCAUGUGAGGGAGCAGCAGGCGCAGGUGGCCAAAGAGGACUUCAGCGACAUGGUGGCGGAGCACGCCGCCAAACAGAAGCAAAAGAAGAGGAAGGCCCAACCUCAGGACACGAGAGGCGGAGCCAAGAAAUACAAAGAGUUUAAGUUUUAG